This is a messenger RNA of Benincasa hispida (wax gourd), 862 nucleotides long. RefSeq names its product Reticulon family protein. Lineage: Eukaryota; Viridiplantae; Streptophyta; Magnoliopsida; Cucurbitales; Cucurbitaceae. The record is from RefSeq and is a predicted model, not a curated record.
GGAAAGAGUGGGCAUUAUGAGUUUGACGAAUCAUAGAAUUUCAUAUUGGUAGCGUAUAGAGGGAGGGUGGAGGAUGAGUCAAAUUGGGCGAAGGAACGAAGGUUUGAGAGAGACAGAAAUGGCGAAUCGAACGAUCAACUGCAAGACAGAAGUAGGCAAACCCUUUGUAGCUCUGAUUUGCGGUUCAUUGAUUUAUUACCAUUGCGCCUAUCGAAAUUCCAGUCUCCUCUCCCUUGUUGCUGAUGUUUUCAUCGUUCUCCUUUGCUCUCUCGCCAUUCUCGGCCUUCUCUUCCGCCAUAUGAAUGUCUCGGUACCAGUGGACCCUCUUGAGUGGCAAAUAUCGCAGGAUACUGCUAAUUCUAUGGUUGCUUGGUUAGCCAAUACUAUAGGUGCGGCUGAGUCUGUUCUGAGGGUGGCAGCAACAGGGCAUGAUAAGAGGCUUUUUGUGAAGGUUGUUGUUUGCCUUUACGCUCUCUCGGUGCUUGGAAGAUUGGUCUCAGGUGUUACAGUUGCCUACACUGGUUUAUGCAUGUUGUGUAUAUACAUGGUGUUGGAGAAUUCUGAGUCAAUUAGUGCUUCUAUUUCUCCUUUCAUAAGGAGAGGAAACGACCCUACUUCACAUCAAGAUGCCAUCUGAUCUUCACUGGCUGUAACACUGUUUUCUCACUGUAGAUGGAUUCAUCUGUGAAUAUUACCGUUAACAAAAUCAGGCAAUUAUUAUGAUUGUUUAGGUGGAUUUAUAAAUUUAUUUGAUGGAAAUAUAAUUUUAGGAGUCACUGUUGAUUACUGGUUGACCAUUGUGAGUAUUUUUUUUUGUGAAGUUGAGUUGAGUGGUAUGAAAAAGAUUUUUUUUGCCAGGACA